Molecule: messenger RNA, 654 nt
Organism: Orbilia oligospora ATCC 24927
Lineage: Eukaryota; Fungi; Ascomycota; Orbiliomycetes; Orbiliales; Orbiliaceae
Exons: 3
Coding region: 1-654 (217 amino acids)
Biological process (GO): cytokinin biosynthetic process
Cellular component (GO): cytosol
Molecular function (GO): hydrolase activity, hydrolyzing N-glycosyl compounds
Source: RefSeq, a predicted model, not a curated record
AUGCCUCAAAUCCAGAUCAUGACCGGCACAGAGAAGUCAAAGCCCUUUACCGUCGCAGUUUUCUGCGGCAGCAAGCCUGGAAAGAACCCUGCAUACAUAAAUGCGGCUUCCGACCUCGCCCAAGUCUUUCACGAGCAAGGCUGGAACCUCGUCUACGGUGGUGGCACUACUGGCAUCAUGGGUCAAGUUUCCAAGAGCUUAGUCUCUCUCUCCGGCCCUCAUUCCGUUCACGGUAUCAUUCCUUCCCCUCUCUCUGCCAAAGAGCAGGAAAACCUGUCCGCUACCUCGGCUGAAUCUCACCACUACGGUAUCCACACUGUCGUCCCGGACAUGCACACCCGAAAGCGCAUGAUGGCUCAAGAAUCAGAUGCCUUCAUCGCCCUUCCCGGUGGAUACGGUACAGCCGAAGAGCUCUUCGAGAUUGUCACCUGGAAUCAGCUCGGAAUCCACGAUUCGCCUAUAAUCUUACUCAAUGUCGAUGGAUUUUGGGAUGGGAUUGUCGGGUGGAUCAAGCAAGCCGUCGACGACGAGUUCGUUGUUGGUGAUUGUGGUGGGAUCAUCAAGGUAGCGAACUCGGUCGAAGAGGUUCCUAAGUUGAUCAAGGAGUAUAAGCCGGCCAAGGGAAGGUUCAAUUUGACUUGGGGCAAAGAGUAG